AUGAGUUGCCAAUAUAAGCUGGUUGUUUUUGCAACAUUUUUUUUUAUUAUUGUUUAUUCGCAAGUAAAUUUUACCAACGCGAAAAAACGAUAUUCACCAUGGAACUCGGAAGAUGAUGAGCAACUUUGGCGAAAAUAUGAAGAGUGCAGAGAUUUUCAAGAUUGGAAGAAAUUUAGCAAGCUGAAUAAUCACUACAAAAAAAAUAAUAAUUUUGGUUUUGUUGAUGAUGAUUCAAGAAGAGAAAAUGCUGAAUUUGAUGCAUACUCAGCCAAAGACAUAAGUGAUUUACCUGGUGAUGAUUUACCUCCAGAAGACCAUCCGGCUUUAGUGGGCCGGUAUGUCGUUAAUCAGUCAAAUUGGACCUCCGUGGCUACUAUCAGCAGACAACAGGGAAUAGCAUCAUUUCCGUUUGCCAAUGUCGUGGCUUUGAGCGAUGGACCACGUGGUAACGGAUCUGGAGUUCCUUACAUGUUCCUCACUCCCUUGGACUUUACAUCAAAAGACCUGAAAGAAGAUGCACGUGCGACGCUCAUGGUGACCUUGGCUCAAGAUCACGAGUUUUAUUUUGCUAAAUUAAAAAUAUUCUUCAUCGCAGUGCUUGACACUUUUGGAGGUGCCAAAUUUGUGUCUGUAAAAGAUUACUAUAACCCACCUGCAUCAAAGCCUAGUGAGAAUUAUGAAGAAUAUAUGAAUUAUCCAAUGCCAUAUGUCAAUCAAUUUUAA
Cotesia congregata is the source of this 723-nucleotide messenger RNA. The record is from the annotation of a GenBank genome assembly. NCBI's taxonomy places the organism in Eukaryota, Metazoa, Arthropoda, Insecta, Hymenoptera, Braconidae.